Prunus avium (sweet cherry) is the source of this 384-nucleotide messenger RNA. Its product is annotated as alcohol dehydrogenase 1-like. Gene Ontology annotation, cellular component: cytosol. Gene Ontology annotation, biological process: formaldehyde catabolic process. The record is from RefSeq and is a predicted model, not a curated record. NCBI's taxonomy places the organism in Eukaryota, Viridiplantae, Streptophyta, Magnoliopsida, Rosales, Rosaceae. Gene Ontology annotation, molecular function: alcohol dehydrogenase (NAD+) activity; S-(hydroxymethyl)glutathione dehydrogenase [NAD(P)+] activity; zinc ion binding.
AUGAUUGGUGAUGGGAAACAAAGGUUUUCCAAGAAUGGGACUCCUAUUAAUCACUUUCUUGGCACAUCCACGUUCAGUGAAUAUACAGUCAUCCAUGAAGGCUGCCUUGCCAAGAUCGAUCCGUCAGCACCAUUAGACAAAGUCUGCAUCCUCAGUUGUGGUGUCUCAACAGGAUUAGGUGCUACUCUGAAUGUGGCAAAACCAAAGAAGGGAUCUUCAGUUGCUGUCUUUGCACUUGGGGCUGUUGGCCUGGCAGCUGCUGAAGGUGCAAGAAUUUCUGGGGCAUCAAGGAUUAUUGGGGUUGACUUGAAUCCCAAGAGGCUUGAGGAAGCCAAGAACUUUGGAGUAAACGAGUUUGUGAGCCCAAGGGACGAGAAAUUAUAA